Molecule: messenger RNA, 3793 nt
Organism: Protopterus annectens (West African lungfish)
Lineage: Eukaryota; Metazoa; Chordata; Ceratodontiformes; Protopteridae
Product: EF-hand calcium-binding domain-containing protein 6-like
Exons: 18
Coding region: 328-3150 (940 amino acids)
Molecular function (GO): calcium ion binding
Source: RefSeq, a predicted model, not a curated record
GUGGUAUGGGGAUUUAGGCGCUUUGUGUUGCUAGUAGCAACUCUUUUGUCCCACAGUAAUAAACAACACACCCGCAGAAACUUUGCAAAUCAGACACGCUCCUAGUUGGUAACAAGGAUAUCUGAAACCGCAGCGACUACAGCAACAAAGGUAAAUCUCUACAGCACAGACCAUUUCAGCAGUCUGAGAAGGAAUCUGUAAACCCUUACAUCCGGCGGGCAGCAUCUUCCACCGUCCCUUUACUGUACCUUGUCCAUGCACAUUCAGUAGAUUGUUGCCCUGAUCGGGGAGAUAGCAUAGCAUCAGUUUGAAUUAACCUGUGCAGCUAUGGCAGCGGUAGGGACAUCUAGCUGGCCUCCAAGGCAGGCUGCCAGGACAUCCGCUAUCAGCCCUUUUCCUAAACUGCCAGCCAUUCCUCAUCCUAUAUCCCGGCUUGGCGAUCCAGAAACUAUAUCGUUGAGGGGCUACUCACGGCUUAGCGCCCGAGAGCCUGACUAUGGCAUAGCGGCGCCCCCUGUUGACAGGGGAGAAGGAAACCGGAGUUUGAUGAAGAUGAGAGACGGCAAUAGCAGUCCAGGGACGGGUCGAGACAGAGUGACAACUCCUCUUCUCUAUAAUAUCCCUGAAGGGGUGAAGGUGACAGUGGCUGCUGACAGCGACAAACCUCGGCUACCAAUAUUUGGUCAACGAACAGACCUACUGAGCCGAGCAGACAGUCACAGGUCUCAGGACAGUGGUAGAAGCAACUGCACAUCUCGACCAGGAACACAGUUUAGGAUUGAAGUAGAUGAGCUUGAACACCUAUUGCAGGAGAAAAUGAGAUCUGGUGGAUAUUUUCCUCUAAGACAACUCUUCAGAAACAAUGACCCAGAAGGCAAAGGACAGGUUAACAGAGAUGUACUACUUGUCAUACUUACCAAAUUUUUAGGAAGAUUCAUCACCCCCAAGCAAUUCCAGCAACUUCUUUUAAGGCUGAGGCUACAUGAAAAGAAUAUAAUCAAAUUUGAGGAGUUAUAUGCAACUCUUCGUGACCCUGCUCCAACAGGAAUUCCUACCUGGUUGGAUCCAGUUAGCAGAAAACCAACAGACAGACAAAUGAUGACUGCAUCCCAGGUCCAUGCACAGCUGAAAGAAAAGGCAAAGCAGAGAUUCUUAGAUCUGGCUGAACUUUUGCCACAGAAGAACCCAGGAGGUGCUACUAGGAUUUUGGUACCUGAGUUCCACAAUAUGUUGAACCAUCUUGGGUAUUCCAUGGAAGAUGAGGAAUUUGAAAAGCUUUGGAAAAGGUAUGAUACAGAAGGAACAGGGGUUAUUAAGGGAGAUGUACUACUUAAAAGACUGGGAAUUGAAUUUAGAAAUCCAAGUGCAAGUCAAGCAGCCCAUGAAGAACAAUUGGAUCCUAGUGGAUUAGCAGAUGAAAAAAGGCAGUGUAAACCUCUUUCCAAAAAUGAGCUUGAAAGGAAAGCCUCAAUCAACAUAGAAAAAUGGCUGAAAGACAGAUUUAGAGAGGGGUUUAAAGCCAUGAAAGAAGAAUUUGAAAGAUGUGAUUCAGAAAAAACAGGCAAGGUACAAAGGGAAGAUUUCUUUUUUGUCCUGGCAAAGUUUGACUUGCACUUAAAAGAAGAGCAUUUUAAACUUUUUCUGGCAAGAUGUGGACUUCAGAACAGCCCAUCAGGGGUCAGCUACGUCGACUUUCUCAGGAACUUUCAGGAUCGCAGUGAUAAGGGAAUUCCUCAUAAAAUUCUUUCUAAUUCCAAACACAGGUUUCACAGAGAUGGAAAUAUAAGUCCUGCCACCACUGUAACAGCAAUUGAAGCUAAACUGGCCAAUAUGUUUCAUUCAGACUUCCUUUCACUGCUGGGAACCUUCCACAAAAUUGACAAACUGGAGAGAAAUGUUAUUAGCCAGCAAGAAUUCCAAGCAGCCAUUGAAAGCAGGUUUGGUGUGGAGAUUAGUGAUGAAGAGUUUGAGCUGCUACUUGACAGAAUCCCCCUUGAUGAAGACGGGAAUGUCAAAUACCCCCAGUUUAUGGCCAUGUUUGAUUCACGGCAAGGAGUUCCCAGUCUUUUUGAUGACACAACAUUGAGCAGUAUGACUGCACCAAAAAGGGAGAACAAAAUGCAUCCAUAUCCAGCAUUAAUCCCAUCAGAAAAGGAAAGCAAGUUUGGAAGAACACCGGAACAACUUUUCAAGAUUAUAAAAAACUUGCUACAUAAGAAUUAUCAGGCAGUUGAGAAGGAGUUUGAAGAUUUGGAUGAAAUAAAUUCACGUCGUCUUUCACAGGAAACUAUGUACUUACUUCUGAAGAGAUUUGAUAUACAGCCAGAAGUAACACGAGGUGAGAUUCGACGACUUUGGGAAACACUGAUUACAAACCAAGACAAAACCCUGGACUUCUUACAGUUUGUCAGACAUUUUGGAUACUCCCCCAAAUCAGCUUGCUUUCCUAAUGCAAAACUCAGUCCUCCAAAGAAAGGAGAUGAUGAUUUUAAGAUCAGAUCCAAAAAACUCAACUGUGAUACCGAUAUACUUGUGGACCGAGUCCGUGCUAAGGUUGAAUAUUUAUGGGAUGACCUCAGACGAGAAUUCCUGGACCUUGAUCCUUACCAUACGGGCUUUGUUAGUAAAGAGGAAUUUCGCGACAUCUUGACAGAACUCUGUGUACACCUGAAUGAGUAUGAGUGUGAUGUGUUGGAAAAGAAAUUUGAAAUCAAUGGAGAUGGACGAGUGUCAUAUCUGGAAUUUCUAAAGCCCUUUGAAUUUCGUAAACGUAUGAGAAGGCACGGAGACAAUAUGGCAGCAGUGCUUCAGAAUACCCAUGACAAAAAUAGCCAGCUCCAACCUGGAAACCAGUCUCCAGGUCUUGAUCACCUGACUUCAAGGCUGCGCACCACGCUGCAAGGUGAAUGGAAGACCCUUCAAAGAGCCUUUAAGAAGCUAGACAACAAUGGUACCGGCUUUCUCUCAUUGCCGGAAUUUAGAUCAGUCCUCAAACUCUGCAAUGUCAUGCUAGAUGAAGAUGAAGUUUAUCAUAUAAUGUCAAAAUGUGAUCCAAACAUGGACGGUCACAUUGAUUACAAAACAUUUGUUGAGACAUAUAGGAAAGUUGGUUCACCAGCUCCAAGCAGAUCUGUUACCGUUUCAGCAUGAAAUAUAGUGAACGUUUAUUAAGAAACUCUGGAAUAAAGUGUUGUUAUGAAUCCUGGCUUAGUAUGUUACAAUACUUUCUUUAUGUUUUUUUUCUCAUUUUAUUUACUUGACACAGAAAGAAUGGUUUUGUUGAUGUGGUACAAAGAUUUCCAAAUACUACAUUAUAUAUUAAGAGAUAAUGGAGCAUUAUUGUAUCUUCUGAUAGUGCCUUGUGCUAAACAAACAUUAGUAUAACUUACAUGCAAUGUAUUAUUAACAUAUAUGAUUAACAAAGGCCUUGCAAAAUAUUUACAGUCAGAUGAGGAAAUACAUAUGUAGAAGUCAAAUAUUUGGGAUUUAACAGUAAAUGACAAGAUAUUACAUAUGCUAAAUGGUGUUUAAUAAUAAGCACAAUGCAGUUUAUGCAUGGAAUAAUAAAAUAGAAUGUUGAAAAUCAUUAGUAUUGAAAGCCAUUCUGUGCAUUUUAUCACCAACUCCAGGAAAAUAUACAAUUCUGUGGAAGAGUUAUACCGAAAUGAUGUAUUUGUUGCAUCUGUUCUUUUAUGUCCUUCAGCUCUACAUCCACUUAUAUUGCUUCAUUUAACUUUCAGGACACAUUUUGUGACUGUGUGAGCUUUUCAUCAAUAAAAACAUUGUAAAUACA